Drosophila hydei is the source of this 514-nucleotide messenger RNA. It is a transcript of the gene ND-B14.5B, whose product is annotated as NADH dehydrogenase [ubiquinone] 1 subunit C2. The transcript has 3 exons. The record is from RefSeq and is a predicted model, not a curated record. Gene Ontology annotation, biological process: mitochondrial electron transport, NADH to ubiquinone. Bases 46 to 402 code for a protein of 118 amino acids. Gene Ontology annotation, cellular component: mitochondrial inner membrane. Lineage: Eukaryota; Metazoa; Arthropoda; Insecta; Diptera; Drosophilidae.
UUUCACCAUUUGGUCACACUUUGUUUGCUGUAAGAAUUUGUCAACAUGGGUGCAUCGGCAGUCUACGAUCCAUUGGAAUUAUUGACAAAUAAAGGCACACGCCAGCCUACAUUUUUGUCGCCAAUAUGGAAUCCAAUGGCCGGCGCAUUGGCCGGCUUUGGCGCUGCGCUAUUCAUGAACUGGGGCCUCCGUAAGCCCGUGUUCUCUGGUGUACAAAAUCAUGUUUUGUUCACACUUAUUGGCGGCGGAGCUGGCUAUUUCCUGGACAAUAAACGCAACGAGUAUCUGGCUAAGCGCGAUGCUGUCCUCCGGCAUUACGUUGAACUGCAUCCCGAUGAUUUUCCAAAGACAGAUCGUAAGAAGUACGGCGAAGUUUUGGAAAGUUGGGUGCCAGUUCGCUAAGAUCACGGUGCUGCUUAGAGGUCUACUGACCAAGCACUGCUUCGAAACACAUUUUAGUUAAUUAAAAGGCUUUAAUUGUAAUACAUAUGAAUAAACAACUGUAAUGAAGGCA